Molecule: messenger RNA, 3339 nt
Organism: Pieris brassicae (large cabbage white)
Lineage: Eukaryota; Metazoa; Arthropoda; Insecta; Lepidoptera; Pieridae
Product: pierisin-like
Exons: 2
Coding region: 74-2629 (851 amino acids)
Source: RefSeq, a predicted model, not a curated record
UCAUAGUUUGCGAACCGUUCAGUUCGGCGCCUGGACUCUCUAGUGUUUACAGUCACUACAUUUUAGUGCUACAAUGGCCAACAGAGGACCACCUGACUUCAUCACUAAUGGUCUUCAGGCGGCAGUUCUAGAAUGGAUUAGAUCUCUGGACUUAGAGCUUGUAAGCAUCUUACUGGCAAGGAGUUGGCCAUUGUCAAUAUUAGAUAGUAGCGAACCUCGAUGGAGACCUACUGAAGUCACAGAUACCGAUAAUGUUGUACGACUGGAUAGGAGGCAAAGAUUGCUUAGAUGGGAUAGAAGACCGCCAAAUGAGAUAUUUUUAGAUGGAUUUGUUCCAAUUGUGACAAGAGAGUACCCAGAUUGGGAAGAGACGGACUUGUAUGGUUUUGCAAAAAGUAACCGCCCUUCCUUCUUUGUUUCAACUACAAAAACACAAAGAAACAAAAAAAAGUAUGUUUGGACACCUAGAAGUGCCAACCGCGGUAUAGUAUAUCAAUACGAAAUUUAUGCUCCGGGAGGAGUCGAUGUCAAUGAGUCUUUAUUGCAUGAAUCACCUUGGCCUAAUCAAAUGGAGGUUGCGUUUCCUGGAGGAAUACAAAAUAUAUAUAUAAGAUCAGCAAGAGAACUUCAGGACGGACGAAUCCAAAGAAUUUGGAUAAAUCCAAAUUUUUUGGAUCCCGGCGAAUUAGAACCCAUUGCUUCUUCUUCAAGAACGCCUAAUGUUAUAUGGAGAGCAAACCACCCUGAUGGUGAUCAUAAGGAUUCUGAAGGUCGCUCUAAGAGAUCAGCAAGCUUCGAUGAUGACUUAAUGUAUGGCGGUGCCGGUGGCGUAGAAGAGGAUACAUUUGGUGAUGAGAUUGAUAACCCUAAACCAUUUCCAGACGGUGAAUUUACUAUUGAAAGUAUCAAAGAUAAUAAUUUCUUUUUGGACUUAACUCAAAAUGAAUCAGGUGGAAUUAUUCACAGUCACAUAUAUAAUGGCGGGGAAAAUCAAAUAUGGAUAUUGAAUUAUGAUGAAAAUAAAAAGGGUUACAAAAUAAAGAGUAAACAAAAUCCCAGUCUAUUGUUGAGUUGGAAUAGUAAUGAUACUUCUAGAGAAAAAAUUCUUCGAGGAUAUAUAGAGAGUAGUAGCAGGAACCAAUACUGGAGAAUUGAACAGGCCAAUGAAUAUUUUAGAUUUAGGAAUCUUGAAAAUCCACCGGUGAUUAUAACAGUUCAGAAUAAAACAAGUAACUAUGGAGGAAAAGAACUUACUGUGCAAACAGAACCUGGUGAUGAAAGAAACUCUCAGUUAUGGAAAAUUAAACCUAUGUCUUAUCAGCCGGUCGCAAAUGGCGAUUAUUAUAUGUUCAAUCGCGAUCUUUCUGAUAAAGUUGUUGAUUUUAGUAAUCAAGAAGAUUCCUUGAUUCAUGGUCAUACCUUUAUGGAUAAUGACAAUCAAAAAUGGAACUUUACUUACGAUAGCGGCAAGCAAGCUUAUAAGAUAAGGAGCUGUCGAAAAGCAAAUCUUUUUUUGAGCUGGAACGCUUCUUCAACGGAAAAGGUUCUUCGAGCAUUUACAGAAAGCGGUAACAAGGACCAGUAUUGGCGCAUUGAACGGACCGCUGAUGAGUCUUUUAUAUUUAGGAAUCUGGAGAAUUUAAGUUUGAUUUUCAUGCUAAGCAAAGAAGAUAGUCCAUAUGGUGGAUUAAAUCUAAUAGUACGUGAUUCUAACGAUGAUACUAAUUUCUAUUCGUAUUGGAAAAUCAAACCCAUCUUUUAUCAAUACAUUCCAGACGGCGAUUAUCAUAUAUUCAAUCAUAACUUCCCAGAUACUCUGAUUGAUUAUACUAAUCAAGAGGGUGCUUUGGUUCAUGGUCAUAACUAUUUCGGGAAUAAUAACCAAAAGUGGUCAUUUGUCUUUGAUGGAAAUGAAAAAGCUUAUAAAAUAAAGAGCGGUGUAAGUUCAGAUCUUCUGUUAACCUGGGAUAGCAAUGCUGCAUCUAAGGAAAUGGUUCUUAGAGCAUAUACAGAGAACAAGAAUAUGAGCCAAUUUUGGCGCCUUGACAAAUUAAAUAACGGAUCAUACAAACUCAAGAAUCGAAAUGACUAUGAAAAGAUAAUAGCUUUAACUAAUAAUGAUAGCCCGUAUGGAGGUAGAGAGUUGUUAGUAUCGAGUACUGUGGAAAGCGGAAACAAUUGGUACCUUAAAAGAAUAGGGGAAGUGGCUUUACCAAAUGGGAAGUUUAGAAUCGCAACUAAACUAAAUUACAAAAAAGUUGUUGAUUUUGAUCAUAAAUACAAUUUAAUUAUUAUUGAUAAUCUUAACCUUGCUACUAGCGAAUGGGAAAUCAAUUACGACUCAAGCUAUAAAGCGUACAAUAUACAUUCUGCAGACACCUUAAAUAUAGGAUGGAUAUAUCAAAAUAAAAACUUUUUUGUCAAGGUGGAUAAUAUAGACGGCCCUGAUAGUAGGGACGCAAGAUAUUAUUGGACUAUAGAAUAUAGCAUCCAACAUGGGUGCUAUAUGAUAAGAAGUUAUCACGAGCCCUCUCAUGCAGUGGGUUAUUCUGACAAUAAUUCAGUGGUAACUGAUACAUCAACAUACUCCGAUAAUCAAUUAUUUCAUUUUAUUCCACUAAACAAAUAGAUAUAUAGUCAAUACUUAUUAUAAUGUAGUUAGUAAUAAGACUGUCUAUUGAAUUUCAAUAGAAAGUAGAAAAAGCAAACAAUAUUUUAAAUGGGUACAUUAUCUUUUACCUAUAGCAAUACCGAUCGAGACGUUGUUUACAAUUUGAGUACCGUUACAGUAUCCACAUACAUUUUCUCAGCGUUUAACUUUAUCUUUUACCUCAAUUUAAUAGAUUUAUUUCAAUCGAAAGCAAUAUUUUUUUAAAGCCAUAAAACAAAGAGUUUUAACAAUAUUUACAAUCGACUUGGCACUUGACAGAUGGUUGCUGAUACUGAUGGAUACUUGAUAGCAAAGAAAAUUUGUUUAAACGUCGGAGUUUGAUUUUUACUAGAUAUUAUGUUUGUAGCCUAGACUAACCUAGCCUAAUUAUGUUCAUCGUCUGAUGUAAAGAAUAAGGUAAGAUUAUUUUACUAUCUAUUGAAAUUUAGUGAAUUUAUUUUAAAUUAUGCUGCGUAUAGUCUUGUAUGCUUUAUUAUGAUUUUUGCCAAUAGUUAUUUUUUAUACUAAUAUUAAUAUUUUAGAUAUAGCGGUAAAACGCUUGGCUCAUAGAUGCAGCCCUGUGAAACACAGCAGCGAUAAUCCAGAUUUAUGCAUUUACUUAUAUAAUAUAAAUUGUACUUAGUUUUAAGAUUUUAAAAUAGAAUUAAAAUGAUUUUGUAAUUGAAAUU